AUAUAUAGAUCACUGGAGCGCAAUGAAGUAGCUUUUGGCGAGGGAGGGAGGGAGGGGGGCCUGGACAGUCACAGAGGCCAGUGCACGGCGGCGGCGGCACCUUCCUUCUCGCAUCCCGGUCGCCCGGCCCGUGAGGAGGCAGCGGCGGCCGCAGGCGCCAGCAGAGGAGGCGGCGGAGCAUCGAGCCGAGGCGAGGCGGACCGGCAGGAGCGCGCGGCCGGGGCCACGCAUCCCCACACUUGCACACCAACUCCUGCGCCUUUCACCCCCGAGACCAGAGUCGGGGCCUCGGAGAGCCUCGGUGAAGCUAGCGGGAGCCAGCUUCGGAGCCCAGCCAGCUCUGUUCUGAGCCUCCCGGGCGCUGGUACCCCUGCAGCGGGGUCCCCGCUUCUGCGCUCCGGACGCGCCUCCCGGACAGCCGGGUCCCCGCGGCCAGGACAAAGCCAUGAAGCCGGCGCUACUGGAAGUGAUGAGGAUGAACAGAAUUUGCCGGAUGGUGCUGGCCACUUGCUUCGGAUCCUUUAUCUUGGUCAUCUUCUAUUUCCAAAUCAUGCGGAGGAACCCCUUUGGUGUGGACAUCUGCUGCCGGAAGGGAUCGAGAAGUCCCCUGCAGGAGCUCUACAAUCCCAUCCAGCUGGAGCUAUCCAACACUGCCAUCCUGCACCAGAUGAGACGGGACCAGGUGACAGACACCUGCCGGGCCAAUAGCGCCAUGAGCCGCAAGCGCAGGGUGCUGACCCCCAAUGACCUGAAGCACCUGGUGGUGGAUGAGGACCACGAACUCAUCUACUGCUAUGUGCCCAAGGUAGCGUGCACCAACUGGAAGAGGCUCAUGAUGGUCCUGAGUGGCCGGGGCAAGUACAGCGAUCCCAUGGAGAUCCCAGCCAACGAAGCCCACGUGUCGGCCAACCUGAAGACCCUUAACCAGUACAGCAUCCCAGAGAUCAACCACCGCUUGAAAAGCUACAUGAAGUUCCUGUUCGUGCGGGAACCCUUCGAGAGGCUGGUGUCUGCCUACCGCAACAAGUUCACGCAGAAGUACAACACCUCCUUCCACAAGCGCUACGGCACCAAGAUCAUCCGACGCCAGCGGAAGAACGCCACGCAGGAGGCCCUGCGCAAGGGGGACGAUGUCAAGUUCGAGGAGUUCGUGGCCUACCUCAUCGACCCCCACACCCAGCGUGAGGAGCCCUUCAACGAGCACUGGCAGACGGUCUACUCACUCUGCCACCCGUGCCACAUCCACUACGACCUCGUGGGCAAGUAUGAGACGCUGGAGGAGGACUCCAAUUACGUACUGCAGCUGGCCGGAGUGAGCGGCUACCUGAAGUUCCCCACCUAUGCAAAGUCCACCCGAACUACCGACGAGAUGACCACGGAGUUCUUCCAGAACAUCAGCGCCGAGCACCAGACACAGCUGUACGACGUCUACAAACUGGACUUUUUAAUGUUCAACUACUCAGUGCCAAGCUACCUGAAGUUGGAUUAGAGGGCUGCGGAGGGGAGGGGGAGGGGCGGCUGGGGGCGAGGGAGAGAAUCCUGCUUUUUAAUUUAAGAUUUUUAUUUGUCAAAAGAAUUCUAUGGAGACUGGGUUAUUUUGUAAGUUAAUAUGUCUUCGGGGGAGAUGCUGCGAGCGGCAUGGUAAGAAUUAUUUAAAAAUUCUCCACGGGGAAGGACAGCUGUCCUUGCAGGGGAGCGGGGUGGAAUAUCCCUGUUUUUAGAAGUGGAUACUGCAACACUGUCUCCAAGAGUGUCCUUGUGCUCUGGUGAGGUCCACAAACCGUGCAUUCCAUAAAGUCUAAUGAAUCUUAUUUAUAGUUAUUUAAACGUGGUCUGUGGCAGCAGCCUGCUCCUGUCUGUGUAGAGGAGAGUACAGUCUGUGCUUCGCUGGCUAUGGCUCGUUGGGGUAGGGGAGGGGGGGUGGUUAUCUCCCCGACUGACCGUGUGUAGAAUCAAUCCCAUGGUGACAGCUGCGGGAUGUGUGCCUGCGGCCAUUCAAGAAACCCUGCUAGAAAGAAGUAAAUUGUCCUUGCACUAAGAAACAGGGAUGAGACUGGUUCAAACGGAUUGCUAGCAACCCCAAAGUCCCUUGUCGUAAAGAAAUGCAAAAAAUUUUUUAACCCAAGAAGAGAGCAGAUGAUAGCGAUUUCUCUUCACCGAAAUUAGCAGGCUGUAAGAAUAGGCUUUCUGUGGAAAUCUUUAAGUGGCACUUUCCAGUGCUAAGCGAAGGCAGAAUAAUGGUUGUUUUAUAGUCGAUAAGUAUUUAUUGAGCAUCUACUAUUCUCCAGGCUUGACUGCAGAUAGAACAUUGAGUGAACCCAGGAGCCUUGGCCUUCAGCAGGCUUUAUGUGAACACAGGGCAUCCAGCUCAACAGUGAGCCAACGCCCCCAUCCCUUUGGUCCUCACACAGGCUUUAGACUAUUCUCAAGUGGUCCGGAGGGUCCAGGACCCUAGCAGAUUUGCAUUUUUCUACAGCUCAAAUUUGAAAGCCACACAUUUGGAUCAGGCCGCUUAACUCGCGAAGUAGUUCAUUGCCCAACACAAGAAAUGACAGAAACCCUUUUGAUCAUGUAUAUCUAGUGCAGUGUCUUCAUAGUAGAAGCCUAUAAGCCACAAUAUUCUCCAAGCGCAAGGAUGGAGGACUGCUCUGGUUGAUUAGUGAUGUCUGCCUUGGCUAAGGGAAGGGAGGAACAUUACUCAAGUGCCUCCUACAGUGAUCUCCAGUCCACAUCUUGUCCUGCCUGCCACUUAAAAGAGUGCACUGCAUACAUUUGGAGACUGGCAGAGUUCAAGUGUGGAGGUCAAAGGUGGAGUGUUGGCACCCACAGGCACAUGCCCACCCUCCAUGCCCUGCAUUGGCAGAGCAGAGCAUCCAGGACCUCUCUCUCCUCCAGAAGGUUGGAAACUUGCUCUUUCCUGCUCCUUGCUGAUCAAUGCCCAAACCUGUUCCUCAUUUCUAGCUGUUUCUGAUACUUCGAGGUUGACAUUUGAGCCACAUUCCUAUGACAGCCAGCGUCCGGGUACGUAGCAGAUGCUGUACAUAGUUCAGAUGAUAGGGGAGCUGGUAGGGUGUAAAUUUUGCUUUUUGUGUUUUUGUGGGGUUUUGUUUGUUUUGAUGCAGUAUAGAGUGAAGGGGUAAGAAUAUUCUGAAAAGCAUAAAAUUGAAUAAUUUAUUCACAGAAACUAUUAAAAUGGUAUUGUUAGGCUCACAAGGAGGCUGGGGGCAGCAGUAGCUGCUACACUGUCUCGGAGAGGAAAUUAUUUUAUUUAAUGUGAGAGAAAUGUGAGCCAGAGUGGCUGCCUGAGGCUAUUUAUAAAACGCAGGUACCUUCCCCAAUUUCUCUCCCCUCGCCUUUAAUAAAUAGAUUUAUGUCAUGUGUGUGACCAAGAACAGUGACAGAUCUUGGCUGUCCCUGGAAUAGAGGGGCAGUCCUGGUGCUCAGGACCUGGCUUCCACUCCCGCGACUCUGUGCGUGGGGUUGCUGAUGCAUAUCCCACCGAGCCCAGGCUCUCCAGGGCAUCAGUUUGUGGUCACAUAUCCUUAGAAAACAAAAUUAAGUCAGGUUCCUGUCUGCAGGAGUUUUCAGAGCCUUGAAUACAUAGUCUGCCUUGUGAAACUGGGAGAAUGCAGCAUUUCUGGGCUGCAUGACCUAGGUAUCCUGUAUGGCAGACCAUGUCUUAGCUGGUUUUUCACACAGUAGCCUUCAGUGAGGGUGAUCUAGCCUGUCUGAGGUCUGCAAAGAUUGACAGCUGCUUCCUAGAUCCUUCCACAAAUCAGCAAAAACAGCGUCUAUCUGGGAACUUUAUGAGAAUUUUGCUUUACCUAAUUGGGGUGUCUUCAUGCGGAUACUGCCCCAGACAGUGAUCCCGCCCCUCCAAGCACAGCGGAGGGAAGCCUAGGGUGUUAUGGAGUGGGGCAGGUGGCUUAAGGACACCUUAAAGGCCACUUGGUGGGGAUAAUGGCCUCAUGGGGAUACUCCUCACUUCCACCCACAGUUUGGAACUGUUCACUGUGUGCUUCGGGAGUUUUAAAUGGAGAUUUGUGUUGAUUUCCAUGGUUCGCAUCUGUUUGUCUUCUGUCUGUGGUCCAGUGCUGUGUGCAGAUGGUACUUACUCCUUUUCUCUCUCUCUACAGGGAGAAAGAUUGUCCUUCUGGGGAGAGUGUAUCAAUAUGCUUCCAGAAUGAGGGAGUCUUUCUCCUGUCUUGUGUUCACACUUCCUAGUGACAAUUUUCAAAAUAUGUAUCGGCUCGACUGUUUAUUGUAGAAUGUAGAAAGGAUUCUGUGUCCCUGGCUAAAGACAUUCAUUGGUGAAAUGUGCUUGGAAAUCCAAGUGUUUUCUACUGAGGGAAAAAAAAUGUUGGAAAAGCUUUCUCUUGCAUGCCUCUUGUGCUUAGCUAGAAAGGGGAGCUGCCAGCGUCCCAGCUCUGAGCCACUGUUCAAAGGUGCAGCUGUGUUUUUAGGACAGGCAGAGUGAUAAGGACAUGCCUGCUUAGUGCACUCAUUUAUCGAGAAAAUUUAGACUAUGAGCCACAGGGGUCCCUGCCUGCAGUCCCUAUAGCCUCCCCCUGCCCCAGUGCCUUUCUCAGCUGGUCUGGGAAUCAGGGCAGCCCAUUGACGGGGACUCGGACAGCCCUUUCUUCCUGGUUCCGGGAGUAAGGCUUUCUCUGCAGCCACAAGGAGAACAUGGGAACCAGAAACUUCUCUCUGGCCAGCCCUUCUGAGCACACGGGUUUAGCCCAUGCUCCAAGAGUGCUCCUGAGCAUUGUAUAAGCCCCUAGGACUCUUAGCUCAUGUGAUAGUGAUUGCAUUACUAUCCUGCUUUAACUGACAAAACCACAGAGAAUUUUGCUUGCUUUCCUACUCUCUUCCUCUGCCCAGGCCUCCUCCAUACAUAUACAUGCACACAUGGGCAUGUAUACACACACAUGCACAGAAGACAUGCACACACACAUGCACACAUGGGUAUACAUAUACACACAUGCACAAUAGACAUACAUAUAUACAUAUACAUGCACACAUUGAUAGGCAUAGACACAUGCACAGUAGACAUGCACACGCACACAUGGGUAUACAUAGACACACAUGCACAGUAGACAUGCAUACACACACAUGCACACAUGAAUGUGCACACACACAUACACAAAUUGCCCAAGCCUGUGCACUCCUGGUACCCAUGUCCCAUCCUGGCCCACCUCUCUGUCAGCAGGACUGACUCCAUCACUCCCUCAGGUUUUGCCCACCAGCACCCCCCAGCUUCCCCCCAGCACAGCUAAACAGCCCCUCUGAAUAGACAACAGGAGCUUCUGAAAACAGCUGAACCCUAGGACAGCAGCAGGCAAAUUUUGAUCUGCUCUCAUCAGGUACAAAAGGCGGUAUCCGUAUUCUCUUCUGAGCAUGCUCAGUAAGCAUAUGGACAUAGAAUUUAACAUCUCUGUGGAGUGUGUGGUUUUUUUUACAUAUUUGUAUGCAGUCGAGGAGGGCCUGUUGUAGAAUUCUCUCCCUGUAUCUUACUAUACUGUUAAAGAAGCUGAAUUCUGUGUUGCCAACAGAUGCGUGAAAUGUUCCCCCAGGAAAAGCCAUUCAAGCCUGAUUAUUUUUCUAAGUAACUUCAAUUAAAUUGAAGAAGAAAAAAAAAAAAA
Molecule: messenger RNA, 5642 nt
Organism: Mus caroli (Ryukyu mouse)
Lineage: Eukaryota; Metazoa; Chordata; Mammalia; Rodentia; Muridae
Gene: Chst11
Product: carbohydrate sulfotransferase 11
Biological process (GO): proteoglycan biosynthetic process; carbohydrate biosynthetic process
Cellular component (GO): membrane
Molecular function (GO): sulfotransferase activity
Source: RefSeq, a predicted model, not a curated record